Xenopus tropicalis (tropical clawed frog) is the source of this 4362-nucleotide messenger RNA. Its product is annotated as ATP-binding cassette sub-family B member 5. The coding region runs from base 150 to 3938 and encodes 1262 amino acids. NCBI's taxonomy places the organism in Eukaryota, Metazoa, Chordata, Amphibia, Anura, Pipidae. Gene Ontology annotation, biological process: transmembrane transport; xenobiotic transport. Gene Ontology annotation, molecular function: nucleotide binding; ABC-type xenobiotic transporter activity; ATP binding. The record is from RefSeq and is a predicted model, not a curated record. The transcript is spliced from 28 exons. Gene Ontology annotation, cellular component: plasma membrane; membrane.
UGACUUCCCAGUGAGUCACACUGCCGGCUAUAAAGGCACUGAGCGGCUAUAAAGGCACUGAGCGGCUGUGGGUUCUGUCAGGACAGACACGUUCCCAGGAGUCAGUUUGUGAGUGUAAGGGAAGUGCCCAUAAAAGAGCAGAGGCCGCCAUGCCAGCAGAGGAUCCUAUUAAUAUGGGGAAUAAUGAAGAGGAAAAGUGCAAGGAUAAAGCACAAGAUGACACGGUCAUCGAAGAAAAGAAGGAACGAGAAAAGCAAAAGGCUGUUGGCGUAAUCCAAAUCUUCCGUUUUGCAGACAAGCUGGAUAUUUUCUUAAUGGUCAUUGGCUUGAUCGGCGCAGCAGGAAAUGGCCUCUGCCUUCCCAUGUUGAACUUGGUGUACGGACAAGUAACUGACAGCAUUUUGUGCUUUAACUCAUCAAUACAAAACUCAUCAGAAUGUAACAAGUUCAAGCCGCUGGGAGAACAGAUGACAAUUUUUGCAUUGUAUUAUGUGGCAAUAGGAGCCGCUGUUAUAGUUUCUGGUUAUGCCCAAGUUUCCUUUUGGGUUUUAGCUGCUGCCAGACAGACGCGGAAAAUGAGGCAAGCUUUCUUCCGUUCCGUCUUGUCCCAAGAAAUGAGUUGGUUCGACAUCAAUAAAUCUGGAGAAAUCAACACCCGGCUGAACGAGGACAUUACUAAAAUCAAUGAUGGCAUUGGAGACAAAAUUGGUCAUCUUUUCCAAAAUGUUUCAACGUUCAUAGCUGGAAUAAUUGUUGCCCUGGCCACAGGGUGGGAACUUGCACUUGUGUAUAUAGCAGCAAGUCCACUUAUUGCACUGUCAGCCGCAUUUUGCUCAAAGAUGCUGGUGUCACUAACAAGUAAGGAGCUCUCGGCUUACGCUGCAGCUGGGGCAGUAGCUGAAGAAGUUCUCUCGUCAAUAAGGACAGUUGUGGCAUUUGGAGGACAAGAAAGAGAAAUUAAGAGAUAUACAAACAAUUUGGAAGAGGCAAAAAAAAUUGGUAUAAAAAGAGCCAUUGUUUCCCAGCUGGCACUUGGCCUUGUGUUCUUGUUUAUCUAUUGUUCUUACGGGCUUGGAUUUUGGUACGGCACCAUUGUCAUUCUUCAGAAUAAAGGAUACACCAUUGGAGAUGCCCUUGUGAUUUUCUUUUCUGUGGCUAACAGCAGCUUCUGCAUUGGCCAGGCCUCUUCUCAUUUCGAGGCAUUUUCUAUAGCACGAGGCGCCGCUUAUAAAAUCUUUAAUGUCAUGGAUCAGACUGCUACAAUAGACAACUACAUGACAGAAGGGCAUCGACCCGAGAACAUGAAAGGAAAUGUCGAGUUUAAAAACGUUUCUUUUUCUUAUCCGUCAAGACCAAACGUUCAGAUCUUAAAAGGACUAAAUUUAAAGAUAAAAUCUGGACAAACAGUGGCCUUGGUUGGUCAGAGUGGCUGUGGCAAAAGUACAACUGUUCAGCUUCUCCAGAGGCUCUAUGACGCACAGGAGGGCACGGUCACUGUCGAUGGCCACGAUAUCCGGUCACUGAACGUGGGACAUUACAGAGAAUUCAUUGGAGUGGUCAGCCAAGAGCCGGUACUGUUUGGAACCACCAUUAAAAACAACAUUAAAUAUGGGAGAGAAAAUGUGACUGAUCUGGAAAUUGAAAAGGCGGUUAAGGAAGCGAACGCCUACGAUUUCAUUAUGGCGCUGCCGGAUAAGUAUGACACUCUGGUUGGAGAACGAGGUGCACAGCUGAGUGGCGGCCAGAAACAACGGAUAGCGAUUGCUAGAGCCUUGGUGCGGAACCCUAAGAUCCUUCUGCUGGAUGAGGCCACAUCCGCUCUGGAUACUGAGAGUGAAUCUGUAGUGCAAGACGCCCUAGAGAAGGCCAGUGCAGGCCGGACCACCAUUGUCAUAGCCCAUCGUCUCAGUACCGUUUGGACAGCAGAUGUUAUAGUGGUAAUAGAAAAUGGUGCUGUGGCGGAACAAGGGACCCAUAAGGAAUUAAUGGAGAAGAAAGGCAUUUACCAUUCACUAGUUACAGCCCAGUCCAUUGAUGCAGCAGAAACUGAUAAGCAGACGGAGACAGCACAGGAGAUGAACAGAAAGCCGUCACUUGUAAAACGCCUCAGCUCCAAAAUCUCAACUCGAUCGGAACACUUGGAGGAGGAAGAGGAAAAGGAAGAUGUGAAAGAGGAAUCUCUCCCUAAAGUUUCCUUCUUCAAGAUUUUGAAUCUAAACAAAUCCGAGUGGCCUUAUAUCCUUAUUGGGACUCUGGCGGCCAUCAUAAAUGGGGGAGCACAUCCGGCCUUUUGUAUCUUUUUUGCCAAAGUUUCAGCUGUUUUUAGCACUAAUGAUCCCGAAAGAAUUCAGAGGGAAGCGAAUUUGUAUUCCAUCAUUUUUGCAGUUAUUGGAGUAAUUUCUUUUCUGACCUAUUUCCUCCAGGGUUUUAUGUUUGGAAGAUCAGGGGAAGUCCUAACAAUGCGAGUAAGACAAAUGGCAUUCAAAGCCAUGCUGCGCCAGGAAAUGUCAUGGUUCGAUGAUAAGAAAAAUAGCACAGGGGCUUUAACAACAAGACUUGCUACCGACGCUUCCCAAAUUCAGAUGGCAACAGGUUCCAGACUCGGAUUAAUUGCAGAGAACGUGGCAUGUAUGGGACUGUCUGUUAUAAUUGCCUUUGUUUAUGGCUGGGAACUGACCCUUCUGAUUUUGGCUAUGACUCCUUUUAUUAUUGUAACUGGAUUACUUGAGACCAGCGCUCUCACUGGCUUUGCUAAUCGUGAUAAAAAAGAGCUUCAGGUUGCUGGAAAGAUUGCAGCAGAAACUGUGGAUAAUAUCCGAACCGUCAUUUCUCUAACUAGGGAAAGAGCCUUUGAAGAAAUGUACGCAGAGAGCCUCCAGAAACCAUACAGGAAUUCCCAGAAGAGAGCUCAGGUAUAUGGCAUUUGCUUUGCGCUCAGUCAAUCAUUUAUAUAUUUCUCCUACGCGGCAACAUUUCGAUUCGGGGGUCUUAUGUUGGAACUUGGACGAACAAAUUCAGAGGAACUGAUUCUAGUAUUUGCCAUUGUAACCUAUGGAGCGAUGUCAGUUGGGCAAAGUUUAUCCUUUGCACCCGAUUAUUCCAAGGCCAAAUCUGCUGCUUCCCAUCUUUUUGCCUUGUUUGAACGAGAACCUGCCAUUGACAGCUAUUGUCAGCAAGGGCAGAAACCAGAAACAUUUCAAGGAUCUGUAGAAUUACGCAAAGUUUCCUUCAAUUAUCCAUCUCGGCCGGACGUCCCCGUACUCCAAGGGUUGUCUAUUAAAAUACAGAGCGGCCAAACAGUGGCAUUUGUUGGUAGCAGUGGAUGUGGGAAAAGUACAUCUGUCCAGCUUCUUCAGAGGUUCUACGACCCAUACCAAGGUGAUGUGUUGUUUGACAACUUGGAUGCCAAAUGUUUAAAUAUCCAGUGGCUCCGUUCCCAAAUUGCAAUUGUGUCCCAAGAGCCAGUCCUGUUUGACUGCAGCAUCGCCGAGAACAUUGCUUAUGGGGACAACUCCCGCGCCGUGCCAAUGGAGGAAAUACAAAGGGCAGCCAAAGCUGCCAAUAUCCACUCCUUCAUAGAAGGACUACCUGAGAAAUAUAACACAAAGGUUGGAGGGAAAGGAACACAACUAUCUGGAGGACAGAAGCAAAGAAUUGCCAUUGCCAGAGCUCUUGUUCGGAAGCCCAAACUGCUACUGCUGGAUGAAGCCACUUCGGCUUUAGACAAUGAAAGUGAAAAGAUUGUACAGCAAGCCCUGGACCAAGCAAGACAAGGAAGAACUUGUAUCCUAAUAGCACACAGAUUAUCGACAGUGCAAAAUGCCGAUGUUAUUGUCGUAAUGAAGAAUGGCAGAAUCAUAGAACUUGGGAACCACCAACAACUUCUGGCAAAACGAGGGACGUAUUUUGAUUUAGUAAAUGCACAAACAAUCACAUAAUAAUAAAACACAGAGGAAUGAUGAUUAAUUAAUGAGAAAAUCUGCACUUGAUGAUGCAGCCACCAUGAUGGAAACUGGAGACCGGAACGGGCGGUAACACAGGGUCGGACUGGCGUACCAGGGGCCUACCAGAGAAUCUACUCCAGGGGCCACCACACGUGAACACAGACGAGCUACACGUUACACGUUUAUCAUCUGCAACAUUUUAGCAGCGGGUUUCAGUGAGGCCUUCAGUAUUUGUUACUAUAUAUGAAAAGCUUAAUUAUUUUUUAAAUAUACACCUAUAUGAAAUGCACAUAAUGGCACAUAAUGGCAAUGACACUUACCAGGAGAGACAUCACUGUGACAGGGAAAUGUUAUAUUUACUGUGCUCUGUACAUGAGAAGUAAAAUAAAGCAGUUUUUCAUACCCAGACAAAUAUAAA